Molecule: messenger RNA, 1521 nt
Organism: Schizosaccharomyces cryophilus OY26
Lineage: Eukaryota; Fungi; Ascomycota; Schizosaccharomycetes; Schizosaccharomycetales; Schizosaccharomycetaceae
Product: membrane transporter
Exons: 2
Coding region: 1-1521 (506 amino acids)
Biological process (GO): transmembrane transport
Cellular component (GO): membrane
Molecular function (GO): transmembrane transporter activity
Source: RefSeq, a predicted model, not a curated record
AUGAGCGAAAAUAUCCAUAUUAGGGAUCACCGAGGGAUACAAUCCUCCUUUUCUAGCACAGAUUUCUCUGAUGAAUAUGUGUUGGCGCAAACAGGUUCGCUUCAGAGUUCCAAUUCAAACCAAUUGAACAUUUCUCCCCGGGUCGAGGAAUCCAACUUUGAUAAUGAAAGCAUUGCAAGUACUGUGAAGAAUCAUAACAAGUUACCAGAAGCUGAAUUUGUGGCAACUCAACCAGUCAGCAACAAGUCGAAUGAGGGUCUUCACAAAACAUCAAUGGAUAAAGACGAAGAGCAAGUCUCUACGAAACCUUUGGAUGGACCCUUAGAUGAUGCUUCUAGUGUGAACGACGUACAAUUCAGACCACCUUCACAAGAACGUUCAAUAGAACAAAAUCCCCGUCGUUUGGAGCGAAUAAAAACCAGGGCUUUUUCGUUUGUAACAAACAAACGUUUUUGGAUUGUUUUUAUUUUGGGUCAAGUGCUUUCAUUAUGCUUAACUGCUAGUAAUACUUUUAAUGGCUUUUUGUCAGAGAUGGGGAAAGUUCCAGCUUUUCAAAUCUUCUUAUUUUAUGCCGCGCUUACUCUCAUGUUUACGCCUUAUACCAUCUAUCGAAUGGGGUUUAAAAGUUACUUUGAAAUGGUACUUCGUCAUGGUUGGAAGUACAUUUUGUUUGCUUUCUUUGAUGUAGAGGGGAAUUAUUUUGUUGUUCUCGCUUACCAAUAUACCAGUGUGAUCAGUGCAAGUCUUUUAGAUUCUUGGGCUACGGUUGCAGUUGUCAUUCUUUCGUUUUUCUUCUUAAAAGUACGAUACCACUGGUCUCAGUUACUCGGUAUUGUGGUCUGUAUCGGUGGCCUUGCCUUACUUGUUGUCAGUGACUUGAAAAACUAUGGCAGCAAUGAAAAAAGUGCGAAGAACCCUGGUUUAGGUGACGGUUACAUGAUUCUUGGCGCAACCUGUUACGGUCUUUCAAACACGAUUGAAGAAUACUUUGCUUCUAAACUGCCUUUAUAUGUAGUCGUCGGUCAAAUGAGCCUUUAUGCCUCCAUCAUCAGUAUUGUGCAGAAUUUCAUUUUCGAUCGCAAAGACUUUUUGCAUUUGCAUUGGACUCGUGCUAUGGGAGGAUAUCUAGCUGGUUUCAUUAUUGUUAUGCUUAUUCUCUAUUCGCUUGCUCCUAUAUGUUUCCUGUUAACUUCAGACUUUUGGAGUUUGAUUAUUGGUAUCCAUGUUUUCGGAAAUCACGUCUAUUGGCUUUAUCCUAUCGCUUUCGUUAUGAUUAUUAUAGGUCUUUUCGUAUACCAUAUUUUCAUUGAUACGGCUGAUAAGGCAUCAAAACCUUGGCUGAGGCAAGGGGAAGGCGUGGAUGGUGUUGGUAUGGUUCGUCGACCAUCUUCUUCUCUGUUUUCCAUGAAAAACGAUAUGGGCAAGAGCGAGGUAAUUGUCGCUGCGCAUAAAGAUGACGAGUUUUUCAAGCGUAUUCGUGAUUCCUUCAGUUGGAUGAAGCAUUUAUUUGUUAAAAAAUAA